This is a messenger RNA of Helianthus annuus (common sunflower), 1472 nucleotides long. Its product is annotated as probable polyamine transporter At3g13620. Gene Ontology annotation, biological process: transmembrane transport. The coding region runs from base 28 to 1419 and encodes 463 amino acids. Gene Ontology annotation, cellular component: membrane. The transcript has 2 exons. The record is from RefSeq and is a predicted model, not a curated record. Gene Ontology annotation, molecular function: transmembrane transporter activity. NCBI's taxonomy places the organism in Eukaryota, Viridiplantae, Streptophyta, Magnoliopsida, Asterales, Asteraceae.
CUCACCCUCUCAACCCUUACCACUACCAUGGGCCUAGAAACCCAACCCAAAAACCCAAACUCACCAUCAUCCACCACCACCACCACCACCACCAAAAAACUCACUCUCAUCCCACUCAUCUUCCUGAUCUACUUCGAAGUAGCCGGCGGCCCGUACGGCGAAGAACCCGCCGUGCAGGCCGCCGGCCCACUCCUCGCCAUCCUCGGCUUCCUCAUCUUCCCCUUCAUAUGGAGCAUCCCGGAGGCUCUCGUCACCGCCGAACUCUCCACCACCUUUCCGGGCAACGGUGGGUUUGUCAUAUGGGCCCAUAAAGCCUUCGGCCCAUUUUGCGGGUCGUUAAUGGGCUGCUGGAAGUUUCUCACAGGAGUUGUUAACACUGCAGCAUUUCCCAUUCUUUGUGUUGAUUAUAUGAAGAAGUUGUUUCCGGUUUUCGCCUCCGGGUUGCCGAGAACUUUGGCCAUCUUGUUGUCUACUGUGAUCCUGUCGUUUGUUAACUACACUGGUUUGAAUAUUGUUGGGCUUGCGGCUAUUGGGCUUGGUGUUGUUUCUCUUUUUCCUUUUGUUAUCAUGUCCAUCAUGGCUGUCCCUCAAAUCCGGCCACAUAGGUGGAUCAGUUUGGGCCAAAAGGGUGUAAAAAAAGACUGGAGUUUAUUCUUCAACUGCCUAUUUUGGAACUUAAAUUUCUGGGACACAGUUAGUACAAUGGCAGGAGAAGUCGAAAACCCGAAAAAGACAUUCCCGGCAGCACUCUUCUCCGCGGUGAUCUUAACAUGUUUAGCUUACAUAAUCCCUCUAAUGGCGGUCACAGGCGCAGUUUCAGUGGAUCAACACGAGUGGGAAUCCGGGUUCAUGGCUGUGGCAGCACAAAUGAUAUCAGGCAAAUGGUUAAAAAUCUGGAUCGAAAUCGGAGCAGUGUUAUCGGGCAUAGGUUUAUUCGAAGCCCAGUUAAGUAGCUGCGCGUAUCAAGUUCUUGGUAUGGCAGAUCUCGGGGUCAUACCAAAGUUCUUCGGGGUGAGAUCGAAAUGGUUCGGUACUCCAUGGGUGGGGAUAUUGAUAUCAACUUUGAUCACACUUAGUGUUUCCCAAAUGGAUUUUACCAAUAUAGUGGCUUCUGCCAACUUUAUAUAUAGUUUGGGGAUGUUGCUGGAGUUUGCGUCGUUCAUAUGGCUGCGAAGGAAGUUUCCAACGUUGAAACGGCCGUAUAAGGUGCCAAUGCGGGUACCCGGGCUAGUAGUGAUGUGUUUGAUACCGUCGGCGUUUUUGAUGGUGAUAGUGGUGGUUGCUACCAAGAUUGUGUUUUUGGUUAGUGGGUUGAUGACUUUGGGUGCUAUUUUGUGGUAUUUCUUGAUGAAUUAUUGCAAGUCUAAGAAGUGGUUUGUGUUUGCAAAUGGGGAUGAAAUUGAAGAGAUUUUAUCUUGAUGUUUUUAAUGUUUUGUUAUGUAUAAACUGGUUAAUGAUAUUGCUAUACUAGA